ACGAUUGCCAACGACAUGACAAGCGUGCAUGACGGUCAACGUUGUAUAUAAAAUAUUUUGUAAAAUUCGCGCCAACAUAAUGCCCAUAAGAUUUAGAAACUAGCAAUGGCACUGGCAAAGAAAGGGCAAGUUUACAGCGUCGGCAAUUAUUUGAUGACGGGAAAAGUUUUCGGGAAAGGCCACUUUGCAAAGGUAGAAGAAGCCACCCAUAGGAUUAUCGGCAAAAAGGUGGCGAUUAAAGUAAUAGACUUGACCUGCAUCAAAGAGGACUAUGCAAGACGCAACUUACACCGUGAGCCCCGGGUGAUGGCAAAGUUGCGGCAUCCCUGCAUAGCUGCCCUUUACGAGACUAUGAUGCACGGGCCACGACUUUAUGUGGUGAUGGAGGCGGCGGCAGGCGGUGAUCUUUGUUCCUAUGUCCUCGCUGCCCGAGGAUCAGCACGUGGCCUACCUGAAUCUCGAGCAAAAGCGUUAGCCGCUCAGUUGGUUUCAGCUGUACGUCACAUGCACUCAAGAGGGGUCGUGCAUCGAGAUCUGAAGAUGGAGAACAUAAUGUUAGAUAGUACUAAGCAGUUUAUAAAAAUUGUUGAUUUCGGGCUUUCCAAUGUAUGGAGUGCGGGUGGAGCACUACGUACGCCAUGCGGAUCACUUGAGUACGCUGCGCCUGAGUUGUUUGUGGAUGGGCGGAAAUAUGGACCCGAAGUUGAUUUGUGGAGCAUUGGUGUGAUAGUUUAUGGAAUGGUGACUGGAGGUCUGCCAUUCGCGUGCUUAGAAGGAAGCAAACAGGCGACAGAAGGUCACUCUAGACCACAACUAAGGGCUGCUAUAGCCAGAGGGUUUACCAGGAAACAGAGGAAUGCGCUUGCGUGUGUGUCUACAGAAUGCAAGAUGUUCAUACAACAACUACUUGAGCCCAAAGUAGAGCUUCGUAUGAAGAUUGAAGAGGCCGCGCGGCACAGAUGGGUGAAGCGGCCUGGCAUGCGAAUGAAAACGCACCCUUUACCUCCGCCCGAUUCCAAAGUUAAUAGAGAGAUAUACAGACAAAUCGCCGAACUUAGCGCGCAGAACUUUCUGGACAUCGUCGCUCAGAUUAAGGCUGAACCAUUUGGUUCAAUCGCUGGGUUGUACAAUAUAAAGACGCAUUUACAUCAAAUGCAGGCCGCCUCCGGGCUUGAUCUCCUUUGGUCUUCCAACACAACGGAACCACGUCCUUCAUCACCGCCAGAAUAUCGCGCCAAAUACGAGCUUAAGGAACCAAGUUUUUCUACACUGUCUCUGCACUCACAGGUGGUGUCAAAUUUGCAGAAAUUCCGUCAAGUUCCAAAAGCAACUCCGAAGCCGGGAAAUUCAACAGCCGAGGCCGUAGAGAAGAUCAGCGACGAGAUUAAGAGCAAAGCGAAGCAGUUGAGCUAUUAUUCAAUGCGGAGACCAGUCUUUAAAGUGUACGAAAACGGCGAUGGCUUGGACAAUCGUCUACCGAGCAUUAAGGAGUAUUCGAACCCAGAUGUGAACGAAAAGAAAGUAAAGCUUAAACCCCCCGUGAAGAAGACGCAGCUAGAGGAACCAUUAAGGCUCAGCAGUUGUCCAAACAAAGCUAGCGAUGUGAAGAGAAGCGAUUUCUGCAGACGUGGCGGAGAUGGGUUACCGAGCUGGCGUACAAGUGGUGUAUCAAGAACGCAAGCGCCCCGAAUAUUACUACAAAGUAAUGCGACUACAAUCAAAAGAGCGUCAUUGGGAAACAUUGUGAGCCCGCACUCAUCUUCCAACAAUAGUCACUGCAAGAGCGAAAGAGCUAUGCCUGUCGGCUGGUAUUCGCGGCCCUUAGCGAAGGACACACAACGUCUACGCCGCACCGCGCCUAUUAAAUAAUUUUUAGAUAGACUUUUCGAUGUACUUAUUUUGUAAGAUUUUAUUUAAAUCUUUCAAAUCAAUAUUUUACGAUUUUUGUAUGAUAAAUAUAGAAGUUUAAACUAGGAUUAUGCAUUCUGGACUUCGUUUCGGUGAUUCAGACGAGAAUUAGCGCGAACCCACUAAAUUUUAGCACACACAAGUAGUUGUAAGAUUCAUAGACUAAAGCGGAGUUGAAUGUUUACAUACGGGAACCAUUAUUCGCGCUAACUGUCGUCUCUGGUUAUUCAUAAAAGUAUUAUAAACCUUAACAGCUAUUAGAUAUUUCUUGAAAAUAAAAAUGAAAGAAACAAGUCAUAUAGUACUUUCAUGAAUAAAAUCGUUAAUACAACAAAAUUUAUACAAGCAAUACAUUAAUACCGAGAGAAAAUUGCGAAAUUAUAAUCGUAUCUAAAUAA
Pieris brassicae (large cabbage white) is the source of this 2306-nucleotide messenger RNA. RefSeq names its product serine/threonine-protein kinase MARK2-like. Gene Ontology annotation, biological process: protein phosphorylation; intracellular signal transduction. The coding region runs from base 106 to 1869 and encodes 587 amino acids. Gene Ontology annotation, molecular function: protein serine/threonine kinase activity; ATP binding. The record is from RefSeq and is a predicted model, not a curated record. The transcript has 11 exons. Lineage: Eukaryota; Metazoa; Arthropoda; Insecta; Lepidoptera; Pieridae. Gene Ontology annotation, cellular component: cytoplasm.